AGGGCGGGCAAUGCGCAUGUGUGGAGGAGAGACCGCGCCCCGAGAGGUGAGGGGGGGGGUGAAGAGCUGCGUGCGCACGCAUGCGCAGGCGUGGCAGUGCGUGCCCGUUCCGAGCCAGUUGCUGCUGCUAAGGAAGCUUCUCGGGUUGGGGGGUUUGUAGCGGCGGCCGCUGUUGGGACUCGCCCCCCCCCCCCGCCCCUCCCGCCAUUUGUACCUGGCGUCCUGAGGCGCGCCCAGCCCCUCGCUCAGCACCAGCCGAAGGCGCGACGCUUCCAAAAUGUCGCAGACAGCCAUGUCCGAGACCUAUGAUUUCCUGUUUAAAUUCUUGGUUAUUGGAAAUGCUGGAACUGGCAAGUCCUGUUUGCUUCAUCAGUUUAUUGAGAAGAAAUUCAAAGAUGACUCAAAUCAUACUAUUGGAGUGGAAUUUGGUUCAAAGAUAAUAAAUGUAGGGGGUAAAUAUGUAAAAUUACAGAUAUGGGACACAGCAGGACAAGAGAGAUUCAGGUCUGUAACAAGAAGUUAUUACAGAGGUGCAGCAGGUGCUUUGCUUGUCUAUGACAUUACCAGCCGAGAAACCUACAACGCACUUACUAAUUGGUUGACAGAUGCAAGGAUGUUAGCAAGUCAAAAUAUUGUGAUCAUACUGUGUGGGAACAAAAAGGAUCUCGAUGCAGAUCGUGAAGUUACUUUUUUAGAAGCAUCCAGGUUUGCACAAGAAAAUGAGCUGAUGUUUUUGGAAACAAGUGCACUAACCGGGGAGAAUGUUGAAGAGGCCUUUGUACAGUGUGCAAGAAAAAUACUUAAUAAAAUUGAAUCAGGUGAACUGGAUCCAGAAAGAAUGGGCUCAGGAAUUCAGUAUGGAGAUGCUGCCUUGAGACAGCUGAGAUCCCCACGUAGAGCACAGGCUCAAAGUGCUCAAGAAUGUGGCUGUUAAAGAAAACACAACAAAACAAAUUGAACACUUGUUCUAGAAACAAAAGAUGUCCAUGCAAUUGGUGUUUGUAGCAACAACUGACAAAGCUUGAAGGCUAUGCAGUUUUUUAAAACAUCUUUACUAAUGUAUGUGAACAGAAAAGCCACUGCUGGAAAAACAGUACCGUAUGGUGGUAGGCAAGAAUGUGCAUAUGACACAGCAGACUGCAAAACAAACCUGACAAUUCAGUGGACAAUACUAAGACUCAUCUGUAUGUAAACAUUUUCCGUUACAUAUUUUUGUCACUCACCUUUAAGGUUUUGCUGUAUACUGUAUAUAAUGUAACAGUAAAUUUCCAAAGCAUGAUCUGCUUAUGUUUGAUAUAAUAAAUGUUGCACUAAAAGCAAUUAUAUUUUAUUUUUUUUAAUCAUAUUAACUAAAACGUGUUAACUGAGUUAGGCUUUAUCAUGUUUGUGUUAAUUGCACACUAGGCUAUGUUUAUGACCUGAAAUACAAAGCCACUGGCACUGUCAGUGAUUUUCCUUCUUCACUACAUUUGCCACAUUCUAAAAGGUGUUUACAUGAUCCAUUCUUGAAGUACGGUGAGGACAUUACCUACAUUUACUAAUCUGUCAAAUUUGGAAUGGGUGUUUUUAUUGAAGUGCAUCUGUCCUGUUUUCUGACAAUUCUUAAAUUUCUCUCAACUAUA
Dermochelys coriacea (leatherback sea turtle) is the source of this 1622-nucleotide messenger RNA. RefSeq names its product RAB4A, member RAS oncogene family (gene RAB4A). Gene Ontology annotation, cellular component: endosome. Gene Ontology annotation, molecular function: GTP binding; GTPase activity. The coding region runs from base 278 to 934 and encodes 218 amino acids. The transcript has 8 exons. The record is from RefSeq and is a predicted model, not a curated record. NCBI's taxonomy places the organism in Eukaryota, Metazoa, Chordata, Testudines, Dermochelyidae. Gene Ontology annotation, biological process: regulation of endocytosis; Rab protein signal transduction.